Molecule: messenger RNA, 1605 nt
Organism: Thlaspi arvense
Lineage: Eukaryota; Viridiplantae; Streptophyta; Magnoliopsida; Brassicales; Brassicaceae
Source: the annotation of a GenBank genome assembly
AAAAAACAUUCUAAUCGGUGCGAAAGUGGAAACGUCAACAGUUUUUGUCGUUUGGGUAAAUAUGUAAGGACGAUAGAGUUCACAAAAGUUAAUUAACACCUCCUCCAUCGUGGCCGUAUCCAUCGCCGUUUAAUCUCUUCCGUUACGAUUCCAACAAAAAUUAAACCUCAUCACAAACCCAAUCGGCUUUCAUAUGGCAGAGCGUGUGUCUCUCACACUCAACAACACUAUCCUUAAUCCUCAAAACACCAUGUCUUCUCUUCGCAGUGCUUCUUCUUCUUCUCGUCUCCUCUGCUCCUCCUCCAGAUCCAGACUCUCUCUUUCCUCCUCGUCUUCACCUUCGUCUCUCUCAUUCACCCGAUCUCUCGUCUCUUCUCCGCUUCUCUCUCAGAGGAGAUAUCAAGUUGCGUCGGUGAAUCGGAGUUUAAGCUCGGCUUCCGUAACUACUAAAUGUACAGCAGCUACGGAUCCUGAACAGUUGAAAAGUGCUAGAGAAGAUAUCAAAGAGCUUCUCAACACAAAGUUCUGCCAUCCAAUUUUGGUUCGCUUGGGGUGGCAUGAUGCUGGCACGUACAACAAGAACAUCAAGGAGUGGCCUCAGAGAGGUGGAGCUAAUGGGAGUCUGAGAUACGAGAUCGAGCUUAAGCAUGCUGCUAAUGCCGGUCUCGUAAAUGCUUUAAACCUGAUUCAGCACAUCAAAGAAACGUACUCUGGUAUUUCGUAUGCUGACCUUUUCCAAUUGGCCAGUGCUACCGCUAUAGAGGAAGCCGGAGGACCCAAAAUACCAAUGAAAUAUGGAAGAGUUGAUACCUCGGGACCUAAUGAAUGUCCUGAAGAAGGAAGGCUCCCUGAUGCUGGUCCUCCUUCACCCGCUAAUCAUCUAAGAGAAGUUUUUUACAGAAUGGGAUUAGAUGACAAGGACAUAGUUGCAUUAUCUGGUGCUCACACCUUAGGAAGAUCUAGACCAGAACGUAGUGGUUGGGGGAAGCCAGAGACGAAGUACACGAAAGAGGGACCGGGCGAACCAGGAGGACAGUCAUGGACACCAGAGUGGUUGAAGUUUGACAAUUCUUACUUCAAAGAAAUCAAGGAAAAGAGAGAUGAAGAACUCCUUGUCCUGCCCACUGAUGCUGCCAUCUUUGAAGAUCCUUCUUUCAAGGUCUAUGCCGAGAAGUAUGCUGCAGAUCAAGAUGCAUUCUUCAAGGAUUACGCUGAAAGCCAUGCGAAGCUCAGCAAUCUUGGAGCAAAAUUUAAUCCUCCCGAGGGUAUCACUAUCUAAUGGGGACCUGAUAAACUCCUCCAGUCGUCUCUGGUACCUCGAUAAUUUGAAAGAAGAAAAGCAACGAGGAGAUGUUGAAAACAAACGCGUGAGAAAGUUUACGGGGAACUUUUCUUCUGAGUUUUGCUGAUAUCUUUUGGACAAUAUUUCUGUUCAAAGAUUUAUUUUGUUAAAGUCAUGGUUUUGGCUUUUGGGCAUUUUGAUGUUUCUCUUCCAAUAAGCUUCUUGAGCGAUAAACAAGAUCUCUACAAAUUAGUUAAGUAAUAAAUGAUGCCAUAUAUAGUAAAAUCUUUAUAAAUUAAUAAUAUUAAAAUUUUGAAAAUUUA